This is a messenger RNA of Trypanosoma grayi, 753 nucleotides long. RefSeq lists its product as hypothetical. The transcript has a single exon. Bases 1 to 753 code for a protein of 250 amino acids. The record is from RefSeq and is a predicted model, not a curated record. Lineage: Eukaryota; Euglenozoa; Kinetoplastea; Trypanosomatida; Trypanosomatidae.
AUGCCGCCGAAGCGAGCCCCCACCAGUGGGCGACGCCGACGAGGCGCCACAACGAGAGAGCAAACGACAGCAGCAACAGAAGCCGUGGAGGAGGAGAGGGGGGAGAUUGAGGCGCAAGGCACUUCGCCGCUUCGGGUGUCCUUGUCGCCGCCGCGCCCCUCGCACGCGGCAAACCCCGUCACACCGUCGCCGCGCCCGUCUAUGAUGACGGUGCGCAGGCUGCAGCACAAGCCACGCUUCGCACAGAAGCGCAGCCGCAACGAUGAUGAUGAUGANGAGGAGGAGGAGGAGGAGUUGGAAGAAGAGGAGGAGGAGUUGGAAGAAGAAGAGGAGGAGGCCGAGGGUGUGGCGGUGUCGCAGCGGCGGCCGACGGGGCACACCGCUGGCAGCAGUCGGCGCAGUGGCAGUCGCAUGAGCGAUGGCGCGACCGGGCAGGAGGCGGAGGGGUUCUUCCACGACCUGCACGCCAUGCAGCCGCUGCGCGUGCGCCUCGGCGUCUGUCCGCUGCCCAACGCCACCGCUGCGUCCGACCACCACCUGCGAUCAGGUGCCGCAGCAACAACAGCAGCAUCAACAACCACAACAACGGCGCUGCUGCUGUCGCCGCAGAAGUUCUUUACGCUGCCGGAAGAAAAGGGAGGGUCGGACGUGGUGGGGUGGUCUGCCGCCUUCUCGGGGGUCUCAGUGGAGCUGCCGAGCGAGGGCGUGUACAACAAGGCGUCGGUAUCGCUGACAGUGAUGCUGCCGCCGUAG